AUGAUGAAAACGCGAAACCACGCUGAGUGUAUAUUGCAUUUCCCGUCGUGGCCAGAGAAUAAAAAUGUUGCUCGAGGCAAGCCAGCGUAUCAGUCUAGUACAUUAGGCCCUAAUGUGGCUUCAAGAGGUGUAGAUGGAAACGAUGAUACCGACUUGUCGCAUGGCAGUUGCUUCCAUACUCAGUCAGCAUGCAAUAACUGGUGGUACGUCGACUUGGGGCAAACCUACGAAACGGUUAGGCUAAUAGAAGUGUUUAGCAGAGCAGACUGUUGUGCUGACCGAAACAAAAAUAUUGCAGUACAGAUCGGCACUUCUUUGGGUAACCUGGAACAAGUGUGGUUCUGGUCUGAACAGCUCUGGGAGUACGAAUUUGUCUAUUUCGAUGAGAAUAAAGUAGUGCGAUAUGUUAAACUUGUACACACUGCAAACACUCCUUUUCACCUUUGUGAAAUUAAAGUAAAAGCAGAUAUUUGA
This is a messenger RNA of Mercenaria mercenaria, 474 nucleotides long. Its product is annotated as fucolectin-like. The transcript has 4 exons. The record is from RefSeq and is a predicted model, not a curated record. NCBI's taxonomy places the organism in Eukaryota, Metazoa, Mollusca, Bivalvia, Venerida, Veneridae. Bases 1 to 474 code for a protein of 157 amino acids.